AGAAAAACCCUCGGAAGAAUUUUACUUGAGGUAGAGAAAAAGGAGCGCACGGUAGCACAAAAUUUUACGUGGAAGAAGCCGAACCAAGAGUGCAGCAUGCUCAUAUCCUACGCUGGAAUUGAAGGCUCACUUUAGCAUCAAUCAUUGAUAUAUAUCUUUGUUUCAAAAAUCUCGGGAAACUUUGAGGGAUGACAGAUGCAACCUUCGACGGUGGACAUCCAAAUUAACAUUUCAAUCAGAGGUUUAAGAAUGAUUCUCCUCAAGACAUGGAGAUCAGCAGCUUUUGGUGUUUAUGGGUAUCUCAAUUUCACCAAAGCCGCUUAUUUGGAGCACUCCAAAGGAUACAACCCAGAAGAUAUGCAAACGAAAAUAGAGGGAAAGAAUUGCAUAGUCACUGGAGCAAAUUCUGGCAUCGGUUAUGCGACUGCUGAGGGUCUUGCUUCCCGAGGGGCAAAUGUCUAUAUGGUAUGCCGUAGUAAGGAGAGGGGAGAAGCUGCUCGUUCUAAGAUUCAGUCAAUGACUGGUAACGAAAAUGUUUAUUUGGAGGUGUGUGAUCUUUCAUCUGUCAAUGAGAUCAAGUCGUUUACGUCCAGAUUUACUUCAAAGGAUGUUCCCAUUCAUGUUUUGGUUAAUAAUGCUGGCCUGCUUGAGCAUAACCGUAUUACCACCUCAGAAGGCACCAGACAUGAGUUGAAUUUUGCUGUCAAUGUACUGGGCACUUAUACCAUGACAGAAAUGAUGUUACCAUUGUUGGAGAAAGCUGCACCUGAUUCUCGAGUUAUUACUGUUUCCUCAGGUGGAAUGUACUCAACUCCAUUGACUGAAGAUUUGCAGUUUAGCCGUGGCAAUUUUGAUGGGGUGGAACAGUAUGCUCGAAACAAGCGAAUUCAGAUCGCAUUGACUGAAAAAUGGGCUGAAACUUAUAAGGACAAAGGAAUUGGGUUCUACUCAAUGCACCCUGGUUGGGCUGAGACACCAGGGGUUGCUAACAGUCUUCCUGGAUUUUCCAAAUCGUUAUCAGGGAAGCUUAGAACAAGCGAACAAGGUGCUGACACGGUUAUCUGGUUGGCUUUAAUGCGUAAAGAGAAAUUGUUGUCUGGUGCAUUUUAUUUUGAUAGAGUUGAAGCACCUAAACACCUUAAGUUUGCAGCCACCGGGGGCUCUCAUGCUGCUGCUAUGGAUUCCAUUAUCAAUAAUCUUCGUUCUUUGUCGUCUCUUUCUUCAUAGAAUGAAACACAACAAUAAAUCAUGUUGGCUGCAAAAUGAAAGGGAUUUUACUGUAAAAGAUUGCACCAGCCGUGAAUGGAACCUGUGUCUCUACUGUGGCAGGCUACUAUUCUGCCAGUAGACCACAGGUGCUUGUUGUCUCUACAUUGCUUUGCAUUUUAGUUUAUCAUGUACUUAUAGUUAACUUGACACGUCCUCGAAUUUCUUUUUGUCUAUGAGGAAAUUAUAGGUUGUUUGAUGGUAUUA
This is a messenger RNA of Rhododendron vialii, 1473 nucleotides long. RefSeq lists its product as uncharacterized. The record is from RefSeq and is a predicted model, not a curated record. The transcript is spliced from 10 exons. The coding region runs from base 196 to 1227 and encodes 343 amino acids. Lineage: Eukaryota; Viridiplantae; Streptophyta; Magnoliopsida; Ericales; Ericaceae.